AUGGCUUUGACUGAUGGGAAUGAAUAUUCUCAUGCAUGGCUUUUUGGUUACUUUCUGGACAAGGAAUCAGACAAGAAGGAGGAGCUCGUAUGCCGGCUGAGGCUGAGAAGAGAAACUGCAAUGGAAGUUCAUAAAGAAUCUGGCGAGAAACACACAUCUACGAUCUCUGAUGAUCAAAUGAGCAACAUACCAAAAGACAGUGAUCUCUACCAUACAAAACAGAAAGAAGCUAAACGCAGAUUUGAGAUCUUGGUUGAGCUCGAGAAGAAACUCGCUUCACAUUUCUCGAGGCCUCGGAUUGGAAACAGAUGA
Molecule: messenger RNA, 312 nt
Organism: Microthlaspi erraticum
Lineage: Eukaryota; Viridiplantae; Streptophyta; Magnoliopsida; Brassicales; Brassicaceae
Source: the annotation of a GenBank genome assembly